Nothoprocta perdicaria is the source of this 2025-nucleotide messenger RNA. RefSeq names its product FAM20C, golgi associated secretory pathway kinase (gene FAM20C). Gene Ontology annotation, cellular component: Golgi apparatus. The annotation marks the transcript as partial. Gene Ontology annotation, biological process: protein phosphorylation. Lineage: Eukaryota; Metazoa; Chordata; Aves; Tinamiformes; Tinamidae. Gene Ontology annotation, molecular function: protein serine/threonine kinase activity. The transcript has 10 exons. The record is from RefSeq and is a predicted model, not a curated record.
GCGCCGCCCGCCGCCGCCGCCGCCGCCGCGCCGCUCGCCGCGCUCUUCCAGCACCCGCUGUACCGCGCCGCGCUGCCGCCGCUCGCCGACGCCGACGUGCUCUUCAACGUCAACAGCGACAUCAGGUUCAACGCCAAGGCGGCCGAGCAGAGCGAGUGGCAAAAUGAAGAAAAUGAAGAAUUUUUGCCAACCGGAGAAACCUCCAUAGACUCCUACCCAAACUGGUUAAAAUUCCACAUUGGCAUUAAUCGGUACGAGCUGUAUUCCAGACAUAAUCCUGCAAUUGAGGCUUUGCUACAAGACCUGGUCUCCCAAAAGAUAACCAGUGUUGCGAUGAAAUCAGGAGGCACGCAGCUGAAGCUGAUCAUGACAUUCCAGAAUUACGGACAAGCACUGUUUAAACCCAUGAAACAAACCAGAGAACAAGAAACCCCGCCUGACUUUUUUUAUUUCUCAGAUUAUGAAAGACAUAAUGCAGAAAUAGCAGCAUUUCAUUUGGACAGGAUCCUGGAUUUCCGUCGUGUCCCCCCUGUUGCAGGCAGAUUGGUUAACAUGACCAGAGAAAUAAGAGAUGUUACUCGUGACAAGAAACUGUGGAGAACAUUUUUCAUCUCACCAGCUAACAACAUCUGCUUCUACGGCGAAUGCUCAUACUACUGCUCAACUGAGCAUGCCUUGUGUGGGAAACCAGAUCAGAUUGAAGGCUCUCUAGCUGCUUUCCUACCUGAUUUGUCUUUAGCUAAAAGGAAAACCUGGAGAAACCCUUGGAGACGGUCCUACCACAAGCGCAAGAAAGCAGAAUGGGAAGUUGAUCCAGAUUAUUGUGAAGAGGUUAAACAAACACCUCCAUAUGACAGUGGGACCAGAAUCCUGGAUAUAAUGGAUAUGACAAUUUUUGAUUUCCUAAUGGGUAACAUGGAUCGACAUCACUAUGAAACCUUUGAAAAGUUUGGAAAUGAAACUUUUAUUAUCCACUUAGAUAACGGAAGAGGGUUUGGAAAAUAUUCCCACGAUGAACUUUCCAUAUUGGUGCCUUUAAACCAGUGCUGCAGAAUAAGGAAGUCAACCUAUCUGCGAUUACAGUUGUUAGCCAAGGAGGAGUACAAGCUCAGUCUCUUGAUGAAGGAGUCUUUGCUAAAGGAUAAAGUAGCGCCCAUUCUCUAUCAGCCUCACUUGGAGGCCAUGGACAGGCGGCUACGGAUUGUCCUCAAGGCUGUUAGCGACUGUAUAGAAAAGGAUGGUUACGACAACGUGGUUGAAAAUGACUUUAACACUGAUGUUAACACUGUUACGACCGAGAGGUAGUGAAAUCGUGAAAUCGCAAGACUACGUUUUUACCAGCCAAGUAAAGAAGAUUCAAAAAGGAAAAAAAAAAGAACAAAAGUCUUGCAAAAGACUGUGUAUGCCACUUUGUGAAUUCAGUGAAUUCAGAAAAUGAAAUAUAAUUGUUCCCAAAGUAGGUAAAGUGUAGACUCUGCAAAGGAUUAGUUCAUUAAGAAAAAUAAGUCUAAUGUGAUGCUUUUCGUCAGUACCUAAAAGAGAUUAUGAAAAAAUUCAGAAAAUAUUCAGAUCACUGACAGACUGCAGUCUGAUAGCAAACCACCUCCUGUCCUUUUUGUAUAGAAAGGAGGCCUUUACUUAAUAUUUUGUAUUUAUAUAUGGUAUAUCUGCAAAAUCCAAACCUACCUACCAAAUUUAACUAAAGAGGGACAGCACAGUUUUGUGACUCACACUUAUUUAUGGUGACAGUCCACUUAGUACUUUGUGUUAACCCUUUAAGUGCUCUAAUUCACUGUAUCUUAUUUAAGUUGAAUGCUUUUUCCCCCCCCCAGAUACUCAGCAUUUAAAGGGUUAAGGCAUUACAAACUUCUAAAGGCAAAAAUAACAAUAAUAAUUACAGUGAUUACCAGAAGGGAAAUUCACUAAUUGUUCAUUGACAGGAAUACUUGAAUGUUGGUUUUACAAGUGAUGUAAAAUGACAAGUUGUACUAUUUAUCCAUAAGGAGGUAGCAGCUCUUAUCUUUC